AUGGAGUUUAAGUUUUGUGCACCGUCGGUGUAUGAAAUUUCUACACCAUCAGGAUUAAUGGAAAAAUCAAAUGUAGAUGUGCAAAAUAUAGGAGUUGAAGUUCUAUUAGAAGAAAGUGACAUGGAGGGAACUGGACAAACUGCUUCCGAUAUAGGUAUGGAAAAUUCAAAAGAUCCCUACAUUAGUAAGGAGUUUCAGUCUCUUGAUGAUUCAUUUAAGUUUUAUCUUGAUUAUGCUCAUCGUAAUGGUUUUAGUGUGCGCCGUGGUCGUAUGACUAAAUCAAGGAAAGAUAAAUCAAUAAUUGGUCAAGAGUUUGUUUGUUUGAAGCAAGGACUUCGUUCAAAGAAAAAUUUAGAAAGCAAUAAACCACAAGAUGAAACUAGAGAAGGAUGCAAAGCGUUGUUAUAUAUGUCGAAGAAAGGAGAAGAAAAAUGGGUUGUUUGUAGGGUUGUUGCUGAGCACAAUCAUGAACUUGCAUCUCCAAAUAGUCAAAAAAUUUUGCGGUCAAGACGUCAAUCCGAGAAUCCAGGUUUCUUUUAUGCAAUACAGAUGGAUGUAAAUGGUCAUUUAGCUAAUUGUUUUUGGGUUGAUGCUAGAUCUAGGAUUGCGUAUAAGAACUUCGGGGAAGUAGUUGUUUUUGAUCCUACAUAUCUGACAAAUAAAUAUAAGAUGCCUUUUGUUCCAUUUACUGGAGUUAAUAACCAUCAUCAAUCUAUUUUGUUUAGUUGUGCUCUACUUUGGGAUGAAACUCAAGACACUCUUGAGUGGUUACUUCGUACUUGGAAAGAGGCAAUGUUUGGAGUGGCACCUCAUACAAUCAUAACAGAUCAAGAUUCUGCCAUAACAAAUGCAGUUGCAACAGUAUUUCCUAACAGUAAACAUCACUUUUGUAUGUGGCACAUAACAAAGAAGAUUCCAGAAUAUCUAAGUCAUGUGUACCAUCAGUAUAACGACUUUAGUAACAAGUUUAGUUGGUGUAUUCAUGGUACAACCACUCCUGAGGAGUUUGAAACGGUGUGGUUCGAGAUAAUGAAAAUGUAUAAUUUAGAAGAAAAUAGUUGGUUGCAGAGGAUUUAUGCAAUUCAUGAAAAAUGGAUACCGGCAUAUGUGCGUAGCACUUUUUGUGCAGGCAUGUCGACAAGUCAAAGAAGUGAGAGUAUGAACAAAUUUUUUAAAGAUUAUUUGAAUUCUAGUACUCCAAUGAGUGUAUUUGUGGUGCAAUAUGAUAAGGCUAUUGACGCUAGAUAUGAUAAAGUAAGGGAGAAGGAUUACAAGACAAAACAUUCAAGACCUAUCUUGAAAACUUUGUAUCCUAUGGAAGAUGAAGCAGCGAAGGAAUAUACAAGAAAAAUGUUUCAGAUUUUUCAAGAAGAACUAAUUCAGUCUCAAAAAUUUAUCGCCGAAAAGAUUGAGGUCAAGAAUGGAGCAAACAUCUAUAAAGUACAUCAGCUUCAAAGACAAAGGCCAGCAUAUAUCGUUAGUCUAGAUCUUGCAUUGAAAAGAGUUGUUUGUUCAUGUCACAAGUUCGAGUUCAUGGGAAUUCUAUGUAGACAUGUACUAAUGGUAUUUAUAAAAAAACAGAUUCACUCACUUCCAAUGUAUUAUUUAUUAGAUCGAUGGACAAGAAACGCAACAAAAGAAAAAGCUAAUGACCCCUCAAACGUAACACAAACUUUGAAACCUUCUACUUUGUGGUUUAAUAACAUUAUGAUGCAUUCUAUUGGGUUAUCUGAACGAGCUACAAAGUCUGAAAAACAUUAUCAAUUUGCGCAUCAAAGAUUAUUGCAAUUGUGUGGAGAACUUGAUGAGCUUUCUUAUGAAUCUGAGGAAGAUUGUGUAUCAGGUGGUCAAGUUAGUGAGAAAGAUCAGGAAAUAAACUCAUGUGAACAAAGUCAAGAUGUUACUUUGCUUGACCCUCCGGUAGCAACAACUAAAGGGCGUCCGAGAUCUUUGAGGAUGAGAGGUUUUCUAGAAGUUACUCAGAAGACCAAAAAAGUUUCGUCUCCAAAAAUUAAAAGAAGAUCUUCUCAAAAGCAAAAAAGGCAAACGAAAAGUGUGAAACUUAAGAGAAAGGAAACAAGUUCAAACAUUAAUGCUUAUUCAGAAUUUUAUCAAGAAUAUGUUGAGAACGCUGGUUGUGCUUAUGCCACCUCAUUUACAUGCUAUGCUCGGUUGCAUCCUCGUGCUGUCAACUGCCGCAAGAAGAAGUGUGGACACAACAACCAGUUGAGGCCUAAUAAGAAGAUUAAGUACAUACUGAAUUCUAAUUGCUGCUGA
This is a messenger RNA of Solanum stenotomum, 2277 nucleotides long. Its product is annotated as protein FAR1-RELATED SEQUENCE 5-like. The record is from RefSeq and is a predicted model, not a curated record. Lineage: Eukaryota; Viridiplantae; Streptophyta; Magnoliopsida; Solanales; Solanaceae. Gene Ontology annotation, cellular component: ribosome. The transcript is spliced from 5 exons. Bases 1 to 2277 code for a protein of 758 amino acids. Gene Ontology annotation, biological process: regulation of DNA-templated transcription; translation. Gene Ontology annotation, molecular function: structural constituent of ribosome; zinc ion binding.